Culex pipiens pallens (northern house mosquito) is the source of this 1398-nucleotide messenger RNA. RefSeq lists its product as uncharacterized. The coding region runs from base 1 to 1398 and encodes 465 amino acids. Gene Ontology annotation, biological process: DNA integration. Lineage: Eukaryota; Metazoa; Arthropoda; Insecta; Diptera; Culicidae. Gene Ontology annotation, molecular function: nucleic acid binding. The record is from RefSeq and is a predicted model, not a curated record. The transcript is spliced from 4 exons.
AUGUUACUGAUUCUGCAGUUUCUGUCGCGCAAACACUGGCUCCACGUGUCGUCCAAGAACAACCCGGCCGACUGCGCGUCCCGGGGAAUCACGCCGCUUGAGCUGCUGAUGCACCCCCUGUUUUACGGCCCCAGCUGGCUGAAAGAGAUCAAGAAUUACUGGCGCAUUGAACCACUGGGCGAGAUCGAAGAGGAUGAGCUGCUGGAGAUGCGAACUACGAUCCCCUGUCCCUCUCGGGCUCGUCGCACCAACGCGCCCAAACUGGAAGGACCGCUGACGCCAAAGAAGAUCAACGACGCUUGCUUGCAACUGGCGCGAGCAGCUCAACACGACAGCUUCCAGACGGAAAUCGAUUGCCUGGUCAAGAAUGCACCGCUUCCAAGCAACAGCAAGCUCAAGGCUUUGUUUCCGUUCGUCGACGCAGAUGGCACUCUGCGGGUUGGUGGCCGACUCCAGAACUCCAACCAGCCGUACGACGUGCGCCAUCCUAUGAUCAUCCCGAAAGAGCAUCGGUACACGAACUUGCUGCUGUCAGAAGUCCACCUUCGCAACCUGCACGCAGGACCAACUCUGAUGAUCGCCACACUCAACCAAAGAUAUUGGAUCGUUGGCUGCCAAACGGUGGUGCGUGGCUACGUUGCGAACUGCACGCGCUGCUGCAGAAUGAAGGCGAAAACCGCGACGCAGCUGAUGGGAAGCCUGCCUUCCGUAUGGACGAACCCGGCUCGUCCUUUCGUGCACUGCGGUGUGGACUUCGCGGGUCCAUUCCUCGUACGCACCUCCAACCUUCGAACGGCCAAGACAGUGAAGGGUUACGUCGCUGUCUUCGUUUGCCUCGCGACUAAGGCAGUGCACCUAGAAACCGUUUCCGACCUGUCCACGAGCGCGUUCUUGACCGCCCUCAAGCGCAUGUUCGUCCGUCGUGGGAUAAGCAGCGAGAUCUGGUCCGACCACAGAACCAACUUCGUGGACGCGAACCGACGCAUCCGAGAGCACCUGCAGUCACCUGAGUUCAACGGAGCUGUCAACCAGUACCUGUCGGACCACAAGGUGAAGUGGACGUUCAUCACUCCAUCCGCCCCCCACAUGGGAGGAAUCUGGGAAGCGGCGGUGAAGAGUAUGAAGAAGCACCUCCAAGUGGUGCUCGGGAACACGGCGCUGACCAGCACCAUCGUCUGGGUUGAGGUCAAGUUUCGCAAAGCUAUCAUAAUCAACAAACAGUCCAGAAACAACGAAUCUUCGAUGGUGAACGUUAAUCUGCUGAACGAUGUUCUUAUGGACACUAAGUUGGAAGUCGGAGUGCGGGUCAUGGUCAAAACGCCUUCUGUGGUCGUUCUCAAGCCGAUGAAGAUUCGAACUAGUCUUUCCGCCGUCGCAACCGAUGCAGGUGUUUACUGA